GCUGUGUCUCGGUCUGCCAGCCCUGGAGGACCAGCGCCGCUGCACACCCCGUACUGCUGCCCUGCCCUGCCGCCGGCUGGAGCACUCUGCCCUUGUCACCAGCUGCCCAUCUGGGGCCAGAGCUGCCAGUGGGCUCCUAUCCAAGGACUCCCGCCCUUGGAUGCCCUCCUGCUUUAGCAGACACUGCUUGGGGCACUGCUGCACUCCACUUGGGCUUUUAGUUACCCGAGCAAGAAGGGCAGCUGUAACUGUGUGCUCGUACUCAGACAUCCUGCAGUAGCUGCUGAACCUGGGGCUACAGCCCCUCCUGUCUCCCGGUGCCCCGUAGCUGCACGGUUGUGGCAUCUCUUCAGGAGACUGGGAGGGAAGGGGCAAGUGCAGGGCCGUGUUCCAAGGGCCCUAGUGGUAAAGCACAGGGCCAGGUGAGAACUGCCCUCUCUACCUGAUCCACAGCUGAAUCCAUAAUUAAAACAGAAGAACGAAAUAUCUGGAAGAUCAUGAUUUCAUAGAGCUUAACCAGCCUGGCUUCAAAAAAGGAAAAUCACGUCUCACUUAUUGAAUUCCUUGAACAUGUCAAGGUUUGUAAAGAGAGAUAGUAUCUUUUAUUAGACCAAUUGAUGCAGCUGGAAAAAACAGACAAGCUUUUGGGCACAGAAACACUUCUUGUCUGUUUUUUUCCAGCUGUAUCAGUUGGUCUAAUAAAAAGUUAUUACCCCUGCCCACAAAUCUUAUUUCACUUAAUCCUUAGAUCAUCACAGUCACAGCAGAACUACUUGAGCAGGUCAGCAAGGAAUGGAAAAAGGGAGAAUUAGUUGACACAAUUAUAUUUAGACCUUUUAAAGGUCUUCAACCAGACCACGAGUAAAAGGCUGCUACUAAAGCUAAGCAGGUAUGGGGUGGGACAUGUUGCCUCUGGUUAAAAAGUAUUUCUGGAAGACACAGAAUGUUAAUGUUACGUGGUCAGUUUUCGCCACAGCAGAGGGUUAACAGUAGUUCUUCACGGGUGCAAUCUCUGAUCAUCGGAUGAGGAUGUUCAGCACCGAAGCAGCAAAAUAAGCAGAUGGCAGGCCAAUGAAGAAGAGCAAAGAUUUCGAGGAACUUCAGACAUACUGGAAAAGCACAGACAAACGGACAACGCACAGGAGAAGUCGAUGUUUAUUUAACCCGAGGAGCUAAAGCCCAGCCUGCUCACCGGGCAUCCGCGCGUCCCUCGCGGGAAGGGACCGUCGCUCGCUUAUGCAGCUCAGUGGAAAUCUCUACGCGACUGAGGCCGGAUGGGCUGAUGCCCACCCGCCCUUGGGCUCGGCUUUGGCCCUCGGCGCGGCCCGCAGCGCCCAGGAGCGGCCGCCCCGCCGGGAACCGAGAGCGGCACCGCGGCGGCCUGGCGGGACCCGGCUUCGCCGCCACGGCGGCCCCCCCGGGCCCGUCCCUCCCCGGCCGUGCGGGGCGCGGCGCCUUUAAGAGUGGGCGGUGCUCGGUUGCUAGGGACGCGGGGGGCGGGCCGUCUCCAGGAAGUACCGGCGGCGGCGCGGGAUGCGGCGGCGGGAUGGAGGCCGAGGCGGAGCGGGCGGAGGCGCCGCCGCGCCGCGGGGGGGCAGGGGUACUAAAGAUGGGCCGUCGAGCUCGCCAGGAUUUCUUUCCAGAUGAAAGCCUCGGCAGGAAGAAUUCCUCUUCUGCUGCUGGAGAGGAUGAAGACUCCAAGGAAAAGGGGCCACCAUCUAAACCUCCACGCCGGCAAGGAGGCUGGGCAGAUGAUGCUGUACUAGCACCUAGCAAGUCAGGAAGAAAGCAUGCUGAAGAAGUAGAAGACCAUCGUCUCAGGCAGCAGAGCCUAGAGGCUUCAGAUGAUGGAGGAGACAUUCCCGUGAUCCCUGACUUGGAGGAAGUCCAGGAGGAAGAUCUGGCCAUGCAAGUGGCAGCUCCCCCCAGUGUCCAGGUGAACAGAGUGCUGACUUACCAUGACCUGGACAAAGAUCUUAUGAAGUAUGCUGCCUUUCAGACUCUGGAUGGAGAGGUUGACCUGAAGCUUCUCACCAAAGUUUUGGCCCCAGAGCAGGAGCUACGAGAGGAUGAUGUCAGCUGGGACUGGGACCAUCUCUUCACAGAGGUGUCCUCAGAAUUAGUGACUGAGUGGGACCUGGGGCAGUCUGAGAGAGAGGACCACCUUAGUCUGCCCUAGAGCACUGGCACACAAGCCAUCUCCUUGUGCACACAUCCCUGUAAAUAAUUUAGCACUUUAAUUUUCUAUUCAUGUGUUUGUAUUUGAAAAAUUAUUUCAGACAUGGAAAUAAAUCUAAGCUUCAUAGGAAAACUGG
Dromaius novaehollandiae (emu) is the source of this 2315-nucleotide messenger RNA. RefSeq names its product intraflagellar transport 43 (gene IFT43). NCBI's taxonomy places the organism in Eukaryota, Metazoa, Chordata, Aves, Casuariiformes, Dromaiidae. The record is from RefSeq and is a predicted model, not a curated record. Gene Ontology annotation, biological process: intraciliary retrograde transport. The coding region runs from base 1283 to 2179 and encodes 298 amino acids. The transcript is spliced from 10 exons. Gene Ontology annotation, cellular component: cilium; intraciliary transport particle A.